AUGAGAUCCACACUUCUUUCACUUACCAUUCUCUCGCUGAAUCUCCUAGCAGUACUCUCCCAAGAAGACCCAGAACUACCAGAAAUCCCAGACGCCCCAGACGGCGAUAUCGACAUCAUAAUAGACUUUAACACCGGCAUCGUAGAUGGCAUUCCCCUCCCAGGCGACCUAGCAGACCUCAACUUCACAACCUCUACCAGCCUCACAAUCGCACAAAUUCUAAUGCUCAACACCACAGCUCAAGGUGGUACAGACCUAUUCAAUUCCAAUGAUCUAUUCCAUCCAUGCUACAAAUGGACGCUGAUUACCCCUAUUCUGACCGAGCUCUUCAAAAACAAUCAAACACAAGAGUGUAAUGAUAAUGCGCGAGCGGCUGUCAGGGCUGGAUUUCAUGAUGCAGGCACUUGGUCGCGUAAGCUUGCUGCGCGGAAUAUUACGCAAGGUGGUGCGGAUGGUUCGCUUUAUCUUUUUGAUGAGGCGAAGACGAGAGCUGAAAAUCGGGGUCUGGAAACUAUCACUGAGAUAUUGGGGCAAUUAGCCAGACAGUAUCAACUCAGCGUUGCUGAUAUGUUUCAGUUCGCAGCUGCACAUGCUACGGUGACUUGCCCACUGGGUCCUCGAAUGCGCACCUUCGUUGGCAGACCAGAAGCGACAUCCGCAUCCCCAGAUGGUCUUUUGCCAAGUUCCAACGACGAUGCAAAUACUCAGAUUGAACUGUUCCGGGACAAGGGUAUUGGACAGCUGGAUCUAGUGGCACUUGUGGGUGCUCACUCCGUCUCGAAACAACGACAUGUGGAUGAAUCGCGUCCCAACACCUCACAAGAUAGUACACCAGGAGUUUGGGAUACUGAGUUUUACGGCAAUACAUUGAACAGCGAUUCUGAGCCAUUGUCUUCGAAUAUGACAACCUUUCCUAGCGAUAAAGCAUUAAGUCAACAUCCAUCGCUGGUAAAGGAAUGGAACGGCUAUGUUGCACGGCAGAAUGAUUGGGUUGAGCAUUUUUCAAGAGCGUAUCUGAGAUUGAGUUUGGUGGGUGUACAAAAUAUACAGAAAAUGGUUGAAUGUACGAAUGCUUUGCCGCUACAUCGAUCGACAUUUCCGUGA
Molecule: messenger RNA, 1104 nt
Organism: Glarea lozoyensis ATCC 20868
Lineage: Eukaryota; Fungi; Ascomycota; Leotiomycetes; Helotiales; Helotiaceae
Product: Heme-dependent peroxidase
Exons: 3
Coding region: 1-1104 (367 amino acids)
Biological process (GO): hydrogen peroxide catabolic process; cellular response to oxidative stress; response to reactive oxygen species
Molecular function (GO): heme binding; peroxidase activity
Source: RefSeq, a predicted model, not a curated record